This is a messenger RNA of Cucurbita maxima (winter squash), 2518 nucleotides long. RefSeq names its product pentatricopeptide repeat-containing protein At5g19020, mitochondrial. Gene Ontology annotation, biological process: RNA modification. Lineage: Eukaryota; Viridiplantae; Streptophyta; Magnoliopsida; Cucurbitales; Cucurbitaceae. The record is from RefSeq and is a predicted model, not a curated record. The transcript has a single exon. Gene Ontology annotation, molecular function: RNA binding; protein binding. Bases 185 to 2293 code for a protein of 702 amino acids.
GUCUUCUCGUUCCUCUUUUCCCUUCGGGCUCUCGCUCUUGCCCUCUGUUUAUAUCUCUCGCUGACUGAUCGAUCCUGCACGACGACGAGGAAGAGGGAAUGAGAGAGACAGAUAGAAAAAUAUAUAUCCAUGGAGAUCGGGAUUUAAACAGAACUUGUUGAGUGAUACUAGAUGGUUUCCUCUCAUGCUCGUUUUUGCGAUACCAAAAUUGUUCUCUCGACGUAUUACGAUUCCUCUUUCAUUUACUCCGCUUUAUCCCAAAUGGGUUUCCUCCUUCUCCACAAUCGGACCUUCUUCACGGCCCCUCCACAAUCUUACCUCAUUCUUCAAUGGCAGACCUUCAGGCAACUGCUUGGAUUACGAGCUCUCCUUGGUCUCAGCUUUGAAGUCCUGCGCAUCUAGCUCAGCUAUUUUUCAAGGGCAGCAAAUCCAUGCCACCGUCCUCAAAUCUGGGUUUGAUUCCAAUACUUUCAUCCUUAAUAGCUUGAUUAAUAUGUAUGCCAAAUGUGGACAUAUUGCCGAUGCCAGAUUGUUGUUUGAUUCGUGUUCUGGCCUGGAUUCUGUAUCUUGUAACAUCAUGUUAUCUGGGUAUGUUAAACUUCGCCAAUUGGAGAACGCACGCCACCUGUUCGACAAAAUGCCUGAAAGAGGAUGCGUCUCUUACACCACCAUGAUUUUGGGUUUGGCACAGAAUGAUUGUUGGAGGGAAGCAAUUGAGAUUUUCAAGGAUAUGAGGUCUGCAGGUGUGGCCCCAAAUGAAGUGACAAUUGCAAGUGUCAUGUCAGCAUGUUCACAUAUUGGUGGGAUUUGGAAUUGCUUGAUGCUCCAUGCACUGGUAAUAAAGCUACAUUUCAUUGGUCUUGUUCUUAUUUCCACAAAUUUGCUGCACAUGUAUUGUGUUUGUUCAAGUUUAAAAGAUGCUAGGAGGUUAUUCAAUGAGAUGCCAGUGCGUAAUACUGUUUCAUGGAAUGUGAUGUUAAAAGGGUAUGUAAAAUCAGGCCUUGUUGAUAAAGCAAUAGAGUUGUUUGAUAGGAUCCCAGAAAAAGAUGUGAUUUCUUGGGCUACAAUGAUUGAUGGGUUUGUGCAAGUGAAACAAUUAAGGGAAGCUUUGUCGAUGUUUUCUGCAAUGAGAAAAAGUGAUCUUCACCCCAAUGAAGUGAUGAUUGUUGAUUUGCUUUCUGCUUGUGGGCAGUCAAUUUCAAUUGAUGAGGGCAGGCAGCUCCAUUCAAUCAUAGUGAAAACUGGUUUUGAUUGUUAUGAUUUCAUGCAAGCAACUCUCAUUAGUUUCUAUUCAGCUUGUGGAAGGAUUGAGCUUGCUAAUUUGCAGUACCAGGUGAGUGAUAAGAGUCAUCUCGCAACUUCAAAUGCCCUUAUUGUGGGCUUCAUGAAGAACAGAAUGAUUGAUCAAGCAAGGCAAAUAUUUGAUGUGAUGCCUGAAAAAGAUGUGUUUUCAUGGAGCACCAUGAUUUCUGGUUAUGCACAGAAUGAGUUACCUGAUGUGGCUUUAGAGCUUUUCCAUGGAAUGGUGGUCAGAGGUGUCGUGGCGAACGAGAUCACCAUGGUUAGUGUUUUCUCAGCCAUUGCAGCUUCAGGUAAACUGGCAGAAGGAAGAUGGGCGCAUGAGUAUGUUUGCAACAAAGCCAUUCCUCUUAAUGAUAAUUUGAGUGCUGCAGUCAUUGACAUGUAUGCCAAAUGUGGAAGUAUCAGCACUGCCAUGAAUGUGUUUUAUCAGAUCAGAGACAAGGCCUCCACAGUCUCACCGUGGAACGCCGUCAUAUGUGGAUUGGCGAUGCAUGGGCAUGCGAAUUUGUCUCUUGAAAUCUUUUCCGACUUGCAAAGACGUAGUAUCAAGCUCAACUCGAUCACAUUCCUCGGGGUCCUUGGUGCUUGUUGCCAUGCUGGUUUGGUUGAGCUUGGGGAGAGAUAUUUCUGGAGCAUGAAGAGUGUAUAUGGCGUAGAACCAAACAUUAAGCAUUAUGGGUGUCUAGUCGAUCUGUUAGGCAGAGCUGCCCGAUUAAGGGAAGCGGAGGAAACUAUAAGAACCAUGCCAAUGAAGGCAGAUGUUGUGAUAUGGGGCACAUUAUUGGCAGCUUGCCGAACACAUGGGGAAGUCGAAAUAGGUGAAAGAGCUGCAGAGAAUUUAGCUAGAUUGGAACCAUCCCACGGGGCAGGUCGAGUCCUCCUGUCGAACUUAUACGCCGAUGCAGGGUUAUGGGAGGAUGCAUCCUUGGUGAGGAGAGCAAUGCAAAGUCAAAGGAUGAUAAGAUCACCUGGGUGCAGUGGUGUUGUAUGAAGAAUUAUGGACAUGGGAAACCAUGAAAACUUUGGUCAAUUAACUCUUUUGCAUACGUGUUUAGAGUCGACACCUUGAUAUAGGGACUUAGGACUCAAGAAUUUGACUCUGUCUACGAACCUUUGGUCCGGGUAAAGUUAUAAAGGAUUUGUUAUAACCCAGAUUUCUUUGUAUUGAUGUUUGAAAUAUGGGGGAAGGGGAAAUGGACCAAUUUACAUUUGUUAA